Molecule: messenger RNA, 624 nt
Organism: Plasmodium berghei ANKA
Lineage: Eukaryota; Apicomplexa; Aconoidasida; Haemosporida; Plasmodiidae
Product: calmodulin-like protein
Exons: 3
Coding region: 1-624 (207 amino acids)
Molecular function (GO): calcium ion binding
Source: RefSeq, a predicted model, not a curated record
AUGGAUGAAAAACCAUAUAUACCUAUAAUUGAAAAAUUAAAUAAUGAAAAGAAUCCAAACUUUUAUAUAUGUGGAAAUGGAUACAUAGCACCAUUAGACAUCAAAAACUUAAAAAAAAUAUCCAAUACCGAAAAGAAAAAUUUACAAAGAGUCUUUAAAAUGAUGGAUAAAGAUAAUACAGGAAAGAUAUCAUCCUGCAAUCUUCAUGACAUUUUGCAUAAAUACAAUUACAAAAUUUCUAAGAGCGAAGUUGAAAGAAUGAUUUGGGAGUUUGAUGAAAAUAUGGAUAACUGCUUAGAUUAUGAUGAAAUUUAUUUUUUAUAUUUAAGAUGUGUUAAUGACAAAAAAAAACAAAUUCCAAGUGACUUAUACAAUAUUAUUCAGUUUUUUAUGUUUGAUUAUGAAAUGAAUGGAUAUAUAACUGUUGAAAAAACUUUACAAAUAUUAUAUGUACGAUUUGGCAGAGAAAAAAUGGAUUUAGAGGUCCAAGAUAUUUUUGGCGAUAAAUAUGAAGAUAAAUCAGGAGUAGAAAAACAAAUUUGUUUAAAAGAAUAUUUAGAUAAUGAAAAAAAUCGGAUACAAAAAUAUAGAAAUGAAAAUCACAAAAAAGCAGGAAAAGUAUAG